AUGUUCCGUGCUGUGCUGCUUAGCCGGGUGUCACCCCGAAUGUUCCCACUUCUGGCUGCUGUGCUAUUCCAGAGGAAAAAGAGGAAGAAUACCGGGCUCUCUCACUGGCAGCGUGAGAAGCAUCCUUACUACAACCUCACAGUAAAAGUCCUCAGAGCCAGAAACAUCCAGGGUACAGAUCUGUUGUCCAAGGCAGACUGCUUUGUGAAAUUGCGUCUACCAACUGCAUCUCCAGUCACUUAUCGAACUCAGGUUGUUGACAACUCCAGUAAUCCAGAGUGGAAUGAAACCUUCCAGUACAGAAUCCACAGUGCUGUCAAGAACAUUCUGGAGUUGUCUCUCUUUGACGAAGACGUUCUGAUAAAUGAUGAACUUACUUCUAUCGUCUUUGAUGUGGGGGGUAUAAAGCCAGGCCAGCCUUUAAAGCGCACUUUCAAGUUAAACCCAGAGGCUCAGGAGGAGUUGGAUGUAGAGUUCUACUUAGAAAAAUGCUCAGGUGCCCCUACUGAGAUCCUCACCAAUGGUGUUCUUGUGGCUCAUCCCUGCCUGUGUCUUCAAGGUGUAAUCAACAAAGAUGAGAAGUCAAAGCAGAGUGAAAAGGGGAGCUGUCAGAUCAAGCUAUCAAUGCCGGGGGCCUAUGAGAAACAGUUGUGCAUUCCUUGCAGACUGGACAAUGAACAAGAUUUUGGGACCCCAUUUGUCUUUCAUGUAGACAAAGAAAUGUGUCCAGACCUGGAGGUGGAACUGGAGCAAACAAUAACUGUCAUACAGGAUGAAAUAAGCUCUGAUCUGGAAAAGCACACUACGCUUCUGGGACAGGGAACUGUACCAGUUAAAUCACUUCCUGUUGGACAGAAAGUAGACAUGGCUGUUCCUUUAGGAGAGGGACAAAGUUUGGAUCUGAGUGUGAAGGCUGAAAAGAGUACUUGGGAUCUUGAUGUACGCCUUGGUUUUGACCUCUGUGAAGAAGAGAGAGAAUUUUUGGACAAGAGGAAGAAAAUAGUUUCUCAGGCACUAAUGAAGACACUUAAGUUAAGAGAAGCCCCUGGGAAAGAUGAGGUCCCAGUUGUAGCAGUUUUGGGAUCUGGUGGUGGGACUAGAGCACUGACAUCAUUCUAUGGCAGCCUGUCAGGGCUUCAGCAGCUCAGCCUUUUGGACAGCACAACGUAUCUGUGUGGAAUUUCAGGUUCUACUUGGUGUUUGUCUGCACUGUAUCAAGACACAGACUGGUCCUGUAAGGACCUCCAAGGUGCAAUCAGCAACGCCAGGGAUAAUGUAUCUAGUAGCAAAGCAGGGGCACUUUCGUCAGAACGAUUGAAAUAUUACUUCCAGGAGCUGAACUCAAUGGAGAAUGAUGGACGGAAAGUCUCUUUCACAGACUUGUGGGGCCUUAUUAUAGAGUAUUUUCUAUAUCAGAAGGAAGACUUGUCAAAGCUGUCUGACCAACAGGAAGCAGUGAAGAGGGCACAGAACCCCUAUCCCAUCUAUGCAGCAAUCAAUGUGAGGCCCAAUAUUAGCGAUGAAGACUUUGCAGAGUGGUGUGAGUUCACUCCCUAUGAGGUUGGAUUCCGCAAGUAUGGAGCCUUUGUCCGAACAGAAGACUUUGACAGUGAGUUCUUCAUGGGGCGGCUGAUCCGGAAACGUCCAGAGCCCAGGAUCUGCUAUCUGCAGGGAAUGUGGGGCAGUGCCUUUGCUGCAAGUCUGGAUGAUGUCUGUCUGAAGAUGGUUGGUUCAGGACUGAGCUUUCUAGAUUCUCUGAAAGAUGUAAUCAGAGUCAUAGAUGAUUGCCAAAGAUUCCAUUUUCGGGAAGCCACUCGGUUAAAGACUCGUCUGGUUAUACCAGGGGGACCCUUAUUACAAAUUUUCCAGGAUUUCUUCAAGUCCCGUGUCACCUCUGGGGAAACCUUCAACUUCAUGCAAGGCUUGUACCUUCACAGAAAUUAUGUCAACAACAGGAAUUUUGUAGCCUGGAAAGGUACACACCUUGAUGCUUUUCCCAACCAGCUGACUCCCAUGGAAGACAGCCUGUACUUGGUGGAUGGUGGUUUUUCGAUCAACUCUCCCUUUCCCGUGGUGCUCCAGCCAGAAAGAGAUGUAGAUGUCAUCUUGUCAUUUAACUACUCUUGGGAUGCUCCAUUUGAGGUUUUACAGUUGACUCAGAAAUACUGUGAAGAACAGGAAAUCCCCUUUCCACAAAUCAUCUUGAGUGAGGAAGAUGAGAAGAAGCCAAAAGAAUGUUACAUGUUUGUGGAUGAUGAAAACCCAAAAGCUCCCAUAGUGCUUCACUUCCCACUGGUGAAUGAUACAUUCCGGAAAUACAAAGCACCGGGAAUAGAACGUGAGUCAGAAGAUGAGAAAUCCUUUGGUGAUUUUGUCAUUGAGGGAAAAGACUCUCCUUACCGCACGCUAAACUUCACCUUUGAGCCCUAUGACUUUGACAGGCUGGUGGAAGUGAACUGCUACAAUGUUCUGAACAACAAGGACAUACUCCUAAAGGCCCUAAAUUUGGCUCUGAGCAGGAGGAAGAUGAAGAAGGGCAAUGGGCAAUGA
Molecule: messenger RNA, 2550 nt
Organism: Terrapene triunguis (Three-toed box turtle)
Lineage: Eukaryota; Metazoa; Chordata; Testudines; Emydidae
Product: cytosolic phospholipase A2 zeta-like
Exons: 20
Coding region: 1-2550 (849 amino acids)
Biological process (GO): glycerophospholipid catabolic process
Cellular component (GO): cytosol
Molecular function (GO): calcium ion binding; calcium-dependent phospholipid binding
Source: RefSeq, a predicted model, not a curated record